Messenger RNA from Folsomia candida, 644 nucleotides. RefSeq lists its product as uncharacterized. The transcript is spliced from 3 exons. Gene Ontology annotation, molecular function: calcium ion binding. NCBI's taxonomy places the organism in Eukaryota, Metazoa, Arthropoda, Collembola, Entomobryomorpha, Isotomidae. Bases 179 to 604 code for a protein of 141 amino acids. The record is from RefSeq and is a predicted model, not a curated record.
UAUUCGCGUUGAUUCAUUCUUGAAGAGAGCUUUGUAGUGAACAGACCCCACAAGUAAAAAAAAAAUCAUACAGUGAAAGCUUGAUUUAAGAAAAUUUGUGAAAAUUGGAAAGACAAGUUUGAAUUUUUUUAACGAGUUCUAAAAUAUUGCAAGAUUUCAUAAAAUAUAAAAAGACAAAAUGGUUCAAGUUCUAACUAUCAAAGACGUCCCCACUUUCGACAUGGAGCCCAAAGCAGUUCUGAGGACCGUGGUGGAUAAAUAUAAGGGUGCAGAAUUGGACGAUAUUCUCAUUGAAGCGUCAAGAUUACCCGAGAUUUUAGCGUCACUCGUGCCAAGCUGGGAUAUCAAGGAAUUGGACACCUUAAUCGCCGCUGUCGAUGAAGAUGACACCGGUAAACUCAGCCUCUCCAAAAUUUCCCAAAUCCUCAUCUAUUUCCUCAAAAAACAAGCAGAACGAAACACCGACUUGAAGAAGAACCUCCUCAAAAUUUCCCUCAAAAUCAGUACGCAAAUGUGCAUUUCACAAGACGAAGCGAUCAUGAUUGUGUACUUUUACCCCCAGAUUAUUAAGGCUAUUGACGACGGGCAUUGUAUUUUGCAGUAAAUAAAUUUAUCUAUCUCAUACUUUUGUAAAAAAAAAGUAA